Messenger RNA from Acanthopagrus latus (yellowfin seabream), 4606 nucleotides. RefSeq names its product chitin synthase chs-2-like. Bases 108 to 3959 code for a protein of 1283 amino acids. The record is from RefSeq and is a predicted model, not a curated record. The transcript is spliced from 22 exons. Lineage: Eukaryota; Metazoa; Chordata; Actinopteri; Spariformes; Sparidae. Gene Ontology annotation, cellular component: cell periphery; cell septum. Gene Ontology annotation, molecular function: chitin synthase activity.
CUGAGCAGUGUGGGCGGGGACGAGCGAGUGAAGGUGUGACUCACACAGGUGUGCUUUUAAAAACAGAUGCUGCACCAGAAGGCAUCCAGUCAAUAGCAGCGACAACCAUGGAGGAGAGAAGAGACCUGCCCAAGAGGCCGUGGGACACCUGCCAGGAGGUCCCGAUCAUUGAAGAUGAACAGACGCCGUGGAAAAUGAUCAAACUUCUGAAGUUCAUCACUCUGUGUGUCGUCGCUGGGAUUGUGUUUGGAUUGGCUCUCUGCAGCAAGACUUCUUUCCUCCUCCUCAUCACCUUGUCCAACGAAGGCACACAGACAAUCCCAGACGAGCAGAAGCCGGUUGUUUUGCUGUGUAUAGGCUGCUCUCUCAUCACUUCCAGCGUCCUAAUUUUUCUCAAAAGCACGUGGAAGGCGUGCUACAAAACAUCAAAGCUGCCAAAAAGCACGACAACUGCCCUGGUUCUGUUCUUUGAGUUCUUGGUGUCUCUGGGUGCAGCGAUUCUCACCAUCGUGGCGAUGCCGCACUUAGACAUCGUCACUAACGUGACGAUACUGAACAGCGUAGCCGUCCUCGCCGCGCUCCUACAGGUGGUCACUCAGUGCAUCGCCAAAGAACGGAACCGCUUCCUGCUGCCAUCCAUCACCGCCUUCAUCCUCAUUGUGCUCGGUUACGUCCUGUUCCUCGUUCUUUACAUAAUGAAAGAUCCUUCUGAUACCAAGAUGGCCAUUUGGGUGGGUCUGGCUGUUGGUGGGUCCUUCUUGGUGUCUUUAACUUGGUGGGAGAGCUACUUCAGACUGAUCAGCCAGAACAGCAGCUCCAUCUUCCUCAAGAACCUGUGCAAAGACAUGACAAAGUGCCAGAACAUCCUGCACAUCCUGUCCAGCCUGCUCAGGAUCGCCGUGACCGCCUGUGUCCUCGGAGCCUACGUCCCUCUUGGCCAAAUGGACUGGGACGUAGUGAGGUCAAUCCCAGCACGUGAAACAAGAAUUAUCGGCAUCAUCAUCGGGGUCCAGCUCAUCUCCUCUGCUCUCUGCCACUGGUUUGCAUUGGCGGCCUGUAAGAUGCACGCACUGAGGCGAUGCUUCAUCCUGCCUCUGUACCUCGCCUCUCUGGCCGUCAUGGCUCUGCUCGUCGUCCCCGUUAUCGUUUACUACCAGGACUACAGAACGAGUCUGAACGGCACUCAGAGCAUCAACUUCACAGAAUACUGCAAUGUAGUUGUGGAUGGAAGAGACCUCAGCUUGAACGGCAGCGUGUUCCCACAUCUGGUUCUGGAUGUGACACAAACUCUGUGCUUCCUGGACAUGUCCAAGAUAAUGGACAUCGGCCUUCUGACAGGUUCGUCAGUGUCCUGGUGGCUUGGCCUUGUGUUGGCCACCCUCCACCUGUGGUACCUCAAUUUGUAUCGUAUCCAGAGAACCCAAGACCUGUUCAUCAGGAGGCUGUACGAAGGGGCCUUCAUCGAGCAGUCUCUGCUACUCAACACCCGCUUCGACAUCCAGACCAAACACAAGACGAAGAAGCAACAUGACAAGACGAUGAUGUAUCUGUGCGCAACCAUGUGGCACGAGACCUAUGAUGAGAUGUUGAACAUCAUCAUCUCAAUAUUCAGAUUGGACAAGUACAGACCAAAAGUAGACCCAAACUUCAAUGACAUGACCUUCGAAGCCCACAUCCUCUUCGAUGACGCAUUCCAAGAUGUUAAGGGAAGUCAGGGGCGUCACCUCAACAAAUACGCAGAGAACCUGGUGGAAGUCUUUACAGAAGUUUAUGGCAUCUUCAAAAACAUUGAUGAGAAGUUCUUCAGAAAGCAGCAGCAGAUCCCAGAUCAGACGGUAGUGAGGACACCUUACGGAGGUUGCCUUGUGAUCACCAUGCCUCACGGGAACAAUAUCGUGGUUCACUUCAAGGACAAGGAGCUCAUCCGCCACAAGAAGAGAUGGUCUCAGAUCAUGUACCUUUACUAUCUUCUUGGCUGGAAACUCAUGAACAAAUAUUACCAACGCUGGCAGAACAAUGAAGACGAGCAGCAGCUGAAAGAAGAGCUCCAGAGAGAGAAGCACAACACCUACCUGCUGGCUUUAGACGGAGACACAGACUUCCAGCCGGCUGCUGUGAUGCUGCUCAUCGAUCGUCUGAAAAUGUACCCUCGUGUCGGGGCAGCGUGUGGCAGGAUUCACCCCACAGGAUCAGGUCCUGCAGUGUGGUUCCAGAAGUUUGAGUACGCUGUCAGUCACUGGCUGCAGAAGACAGCGGAGCAUGUGUUCGGCUGCGUGUUGUGCAGCCCGGGCUGCUUCAGUCUGUUCAGAGCAGCGGCGCUGAUGGACGACAACGUUAUGAAGCGAUACGCCACCAAGUCCACGGAGGCAAGCCACUACAUCCAGUACGACCAAGGUGAGGAUCGCUGGCUGUGCACUCUGCUGAUGAAGCAGGGCUGGAGGGUGGAGUACAAUGCAGCAUCUGAUGCUUACACCAACGCACCUGAGGACUUCAAGGAACUCUACAACCAGCGUCGACGAUGGGGACCGUCCACAAUGGCCAAUGUGGUGGAUCUGCUCGGCUCCGCAAACGUAAUUUCUAGGAAGAACCCAUCCCUGUCCAAACCCUUCAUGUUCUACCAGCUGUUUAACAUGACGUCGGCCAUCCUGGCCCCCGCCACCAUCUGCCUUAUGAUUGCAGGUAGUUUUACCUUCAUCUUCAGUAUUGACGGCACCCUUUCACUGGUCCUGGCUGUGAUUCCUCCUGCCAUCUACUUGGGCCUUUCUUUCAAACUCAAAGCAGACACUCAGAUCCACAUUGCAGCUGUCAUGAGUAUCAUAUACGCAUUCCUCAUGUUGGUGGUGACAAUGUCCAUUAUUGGUACGAUGGUGAAGGAAAAAACUAUCCUGACGCCCAGCAGCCUUUUCGUCGUCAUCAUGGCCAUCAUUUACAUCAUAACUGCAUUAUUGCAUCCUCAGGAAAUCCAGCUAGUGUUCCACGGCUUUCUCUACAUCCUCUGCAUCCCCAGCGCCUACCUCCUGCUCACCAUCUACUCCAUGGUGAACAUGAACAACGUGUCCUGGGGCACCCGGGAGACCAAACCUGCCGCCGGAGCCGAGAAGUCUCAAACCACCGCCCCACAAACAACCACCCAGAAAGCUAAAAGCACCUUCCAUCGGCUCUUCUCGUGGCUCAAGUGUUGCAAGAAAUCCAGCCGCGAAUCUGUAGAAAGACAAGUCAUUGUCAGCCAAGAGAACAUGGACUCAGAGUCGGCACAGCCUGAGCUGCUGCCACAAAACACUAUUGUGGAGGACAUACGGAUCCAGGAGGAAGCACAGAGACAAGUGGAGCCUGACUUCAACCAAACUUUCCAAUGUUGGGUUGCACAACUCAAGAAUGUGUCCAGUGAUAUGCAGCUACAGGAAGAGUCACUCGACAAGACGGAGGAGGACUUCUGGAAAGAACUUCAGGAGAAGUACCUGCAGCCUCUGGUCGACGACAAAGAGAAACAAAAGAAGAUGGCCGAUGACCUGCGGGAGCUGAGAAACAAGAUAAACUUCGCUUUCUUCAUCGCUAACGCGCUGUGGCUGGUGGCAACAUUCACCCUCCAGUUCCUCAAUGCCACCGUCUCCAUCGUGAUCCCCAUUUUGGACCUCGAUCUCAUUGACACCGGACGAAAAGUACAGAUCGAUCCCAUCGGCUUCAUGUUCAUUCUGGGGUUUGCUCUGUCGGUGCUGCUUCAGUUCUUCGGCAUGCUGUACCACAGAGUCUUAACUCUCAUACAUUACAUUGCCUUCCUGGACACGGAGCCCAAAGAGCAAAAACCUGAAAGAGAAGAACUAUACAAGGCGGGAAUAAAGGUCGGCUCUGCGUCUCAAGCUGACACCAACUCCACCUACCAGGAAUACUCUGAAGAUGAAGGCAGUGAUCCUGAUGACAUACUGUACAUAAGAGGAUCCGAUGGAGCGACGAGAGUGUGAACACAGACUAUCUGCCCAACAGACACAUUUUAGCACUUAUAAAAUAUCCACUGUAUGUGAGAUUUUUAUCCAAACUGUAUUAUUUAUUUUUAGAUUUUAGGUAAGUUAUUUAUACAUAUAUAUAUAUCUUGCAGUGAAACAGUUGCAAAGUGACGAACUGUGGAUGUAUUGUGAUGAAUUUUGACGGAACAAGCGAGUCAGUGAUGUGUUGUGUGUGCAAAUGAAGGACCAUCAGUAUCAUCAUCAGUAUGAAGGAUCUGCAUGCUGUAAAUAUUUAGUUUUUUAAUUUUUCUUUUUUUAAUGGAAAGAAUGAAGCAUUAGAAAUAAAACAUUUACAAAUCCAGUGCUUACGUAUAAUGUUUUUUUCUAGACUGUGAUAUAAAUGACAAGAAAACACAUGUUGGUAUAUUUGUUUUGCGCUUAUGUUUAUCUGAGGGGUUCUAAAUAAGCUGCUGGGGACAUGAUGUGCAUCAGAGGAGCCACGUCGGUCGCUAAACUGUAACAAGCAUCUGAUUUCUGUUUGUAUUUAUUUGUGAAUGAAGGAAAAUGAAAUGUAACUGAAGUAGAUAUCUGUUUCCUUGCUGUUAUUUUAACUUCUACAUCUGUGUGUUAUAUUGUGCUCUUGUUUCUCAAUAAAACACCUUGUG